This is a messenger RNA of Uncinocarpus reesii 1704, 549 nucleotides long. RefSeq lists its product as uncharacterized. Bases 1 to 549 code for a protein of 182 amino acids. NCBI's taxonomy places the organism in Eukaryota, Fungi, Ascomycota, Eurotiomycetes, Onygenales, Onygenaceae. The record is from RefSeq and is a predicted model, not a curated record. The transcript is spliced from 2 exons.
AUGAGUUUCGGCUUGCCCAGAAGGAUACGUCAUGUUCAGUAUGUGUAUAAGCUGAAGCCUUUUUUCGUGGUUGAAAACUACGAGAAGGAGUUGGUUCAGUGGACGAGCACGAAGCAUGACGUUGAGGAUAUUACUACGUUAAGUGUUAUCAACGACGAUACCUCGCGAUCAAAGGUUCAAGUGUGGUUGAGAUUUUCCCAAGGGAUCGAACAGUCGCAGGUCGUCGGAUACGGGUAUGAGAUAUCUCCAGACAUGGCAGAUUCGUUGCGGAGCUACGAGGUUUUUUUCGACGAAGCGGAUGGACUAUCGGAACGACAGCUGUUCGUUGACAGGAUGACGGAAGUCGAGGGCGCGCGGAGAGGCGUGCUUGUUGAGCGGAGGGAUGUGAAGGAUCGGAAGAUCGUGCGAAGGAGAGUUUUGUUUGAAAGCGAAGAUUAUACCAUGGGACAGGUGUACAAGAGUUACGAGAGAGGGCGAAAGCAGCGUCGACUAGAUUUGAGCGAAACGUCGGUUGAAGAUGGGGAUGAUGUACAUCAGAUAACGAGGUGA